Pieris macdunnoughi is the source of this 732-nucleotide messenger RNA. NCBI's taxonomy places the organism in Eukaryota, Metazoa, Arthropoda, Insecta, Lepidoptera, Pieridae. The record is from the annotation of a GenBank genome assembly.
AUGCGCGUAGGCAUCCAUACUGGGCGCGUGCUGUGCGGCGUGCUGGGCCUGCGCAAGUGGCAGUAUGACGUUUGGUCAAAUGACGUCACUCUUGCUAAUAAUAUGGAAGCUGGAGGGGAACCUGGGCGGGUGCACAUUACUCAAGCGACGCUGGAGUGCCUGGGAGGCGCGUACGAAGUGGAGCCGGGGCACGGCGCUAGUCGCAACGCGUACUUACGGGAUCAUUCCAUACAGACCUACUUUAUUAUUCCUCCUCCCAGGCGGAGAAAGAUGUGCCUGACAGCCGGAAUGGGUCUAAGUACAGGGUCCCGGAGGAAACUCUCGUUCAAAAACGUUUCAAACGUUGUAGUACAAUUAUUGCAUUCGAUAAAAUUCAAUGUCGAUGUGCCAUUUUCAAACAUGGCCGCUUCGCCACAGGAGCUCAAAGCUAACGCCGCUAGAAAGGUGCAAGACUUGCGUCGCGCGCUGCACGCCGAGCCGGGCUCCGCGGAGGCUCUGCGGCUGGCUGCCCUGAAGGACGACGUGAGCGCGCUGCACCGCCCCCCGCCGCCCUCGCCCCCUGCCUCCGCCCCGCACCAACACACCUUCGACGCCGUCAUGCAACACCACGCACUACGCACACAUGCAACGGUCCACACACACUCUCAUACGCUAACAGACGUGAAGCAACUCACAAUUUUUGAUUGGCUUCUUGCCGCGUCGGAUUUUGGUUGCUUUGCGUUCGCACUUUAA